AUUGAACUCCGAGUUCUGAAUUAUUCAGCGCUGUAGGAGGAAGUGUUUGCGUCAGAGAUAUUGUAAUUUUACAAUAAUAACGCUCACAUGAAAUUUCAGAAACUUUAAAACGUUAUUUAUUGAAAAGUUCUAUUGCGCAAAAUGAUUGGAUUAUACAACAAAAAAAUAAUUAUUUUAUGCAGGUUCAAUGAUUCUUCUAACAAAUUUUGUGUUAAUCUGUAAAAUUCAGUGAUGAUCAAAUCUUCAGAUGUUUUUUGUGUGAUUAGGAAAUGGAAUAGUAUAUGUUUUCUUAAAGAAUCAGAUUAAAAGGGUAUUCUAGACAUGCUGAAGCAAUAUGGAUUUUGUAAUAUUUAAAUGAAAAGAUAUAAAUGAUAGACAGUUUCUGUUGUGACGUACUCAAUGGUAACCUGAUGUCAAAUCUCUGGGUACUCCAGGCCAUUGUCGUACUAUGUCUUGUGGGCCUAAAGGUAAUGUGUUCAGGUGUGUUUGAAGUUUCCAUAAUAAAGCUGAACAACAACAGAGGUGUAACGUACAAUGGCCGAUGUUGUAAGGGGCCAUCGACUUAUUCUCCUUGCUCCGAAGAAUGUGAGACAUUUCUGACCGUUUGUCUCAUGAACUAUGUUCAGUCAAUGCCGUCGCCUCGAUUGUGCACGUACGGCUCUGCGAUGACUUCAGUUCUUGGUAGAAAUAACAUUGGCUUAGACCAAAUCAAUGACGGCGAUAAAGUUAUCGAACUACCAAUAGACUUUGCAUGGCCGGAGAAGUUCACUUUGAUCGUUGAAUCAUGGCAUGCAGUGAAAGGAGUGGUCGAGGUCAAAGAUUCUACCCAGUUAAUAAUUCAGUCAUUUAUAUCUACCACCCUUGUACCAUCAAUGGAGUGGUCAGUGGAUACUACACUUACACCGACUUCCGAGCAAAAGGUUCGCUACCGUCUCGUGUGUAACAGACAUUACUAUGGUAUCGGAUGUGACGUAUUAUGCAGACCACGUGAUGAUCAGUUUGGACACUUUACCUGCAGUGAAAAUGGUACAAAGAUUUGCAAAAGUGGGUGGAUUGGAGAUUUCUGUGAUCAACCAUACUGUAGCGAGGAAUGCUUGAAGAAUGAUGGACGGUGUGAAAGGCCGCAUCAGUGCAGAUGCAAGUUAGGUUGGCAAGGAAAGAAUUGUGAAGAAUGCAGGCCAUAUACCGGAUGUCUUCGUGGUUACUGUCUCCAACCUUAUCAGUGUAUUUGUGAGAAUGGCUGGACUGGAGAUUUGUGUGAUAUAGACUUAAACUACUGCACCAAAACACAGCCUUGUAUGCAUGGUGGAACAUGCAUUCGAGACCUGAUGGGUAAUUACACAUGUCUUUGUGCUCCUGGCUUUGGGGGAAGAAAUUGUAUGAACCCAUUAUGUUAUGAUGGUUACUGCAAACAUGAUGGAACAUGUCUGACAAGAGGUGGGGUAAGAGAGUGUCAUUGUUCAGAAAAGUUUUACGGUGGCCAGUGUGAACACAGGAUACUAUCUUGUAUGGAAUUACAGUGUCUCAAUGGAGGACAGUGCCAGACUGGAGAGUUUGGUGGUUAUUGUACUUGUCCGGAGAAAUACACUGGAGAGAGGUGCGAACAUAGUAUCACACCUUGUUCGUACCUGCCAUGUGAAAAUGGAGGAGAAUGCAGGGAAACUACAAAAUCUUCUUUAGGUUUUAGAUGUCUAUGUCCUCCUGGGUUCGGUGGAUUACAUUGCUCUGUAGCAAUAGAUCCUUGUGCCGGUGUUAAGUGUUUUCAUGGCGGAGCAUGCAAAUUUAAAGCAGGCGACAAAAAGCCAAAAUGCGCGUGCCAAAAUGGAUUUGUCGGUGAAUUCUGUGAAAUUAGAACUGAUCCAUGCGCUGGAGUGAACUGUAAAAAUUCGGGUACAUGUAAACCGUCUCCAAUGGGAAAUGGAUUUUUGUGUCAUUGUUCUAAAGGUUAUCAUGGAGAAGUUUGUGAAUUAGAGAUGAACCCAUGUGAGAGUUCACCGUGUAAAAAUGGCGGGUCAUGUAAAAAUUAUAUUUCAAGAUUUCACUGCAUUUGUCCUGAGACGUUUUCAGGAAAAUAUUGUGAAAGAACAGAAUUUGAAAAUAAGCAUGGCCACGUGUCCCCAACACAAAAUGAUGGGACAUCGGAUCAAAAUGACCUUGACAUGACAGAGAGAAGCAAUACCUCUAUAAAUGGAUCAAACUCGUCCUAUUCGACAAAGAUUUUAUGGAGUUUGAUUAAAUUGUUUAUGGUGGUUGUGUUGGCUCGUAUCUUAAAAAGAUCUCUUUUAUUCGAAUAUUGACAUUAUUCCUCAUGUUAAUAUGUGAUAAAUGUAUAAAUAUAGAUUGAUAAAAUCA
Molecule: messenger RNA, 2352 nt
Organism: Mercenaria mercenaria
Lineage: Eukaryota; Metazoa; Mollusca; Bivalvia; Venerida; Veneridae
Product: neurogenic locus protein delta-like
Exons: 11
Coding region: 369-2297 (642 amino acids)
Biological process (GO): multicellular organism development; Notch signaling pathway; cell communication
Cellular component (GO): membrane
Molecular function (GO): Notch binding; calcium ion binding
Source: RefSeq, a predicted model, not a curated record